Messenger RNA from Scutellospora calospora, 159 nucleotides. NCBI's taxonomy places the organism in Eukaryota, Fungi, Glomeromycota, Glomeromycetes, Diversisporales, Gigasporaceae. The record is from the annotation of a GenBank genome assembly.
CUUAAAGAGCGGAGACAGGAUCCUGGGCCACCACCAAAGUCCAAUCCUAUUCUUGUUGCGCUUGGAAAUCUGACUGGAGACCAAUAUGUUAUCAGAACUAUUGAAAAAAUAAGGUCUUCAGAAUUAGAAAGAAGCAUUAUUGAUUUUGCCAUUUGCUAA